Messenger RNA from Mesorhabditis spiculigera, 216 nucleotides. Lineage: Eukaryota; Metazoa; Nematoda; Chromadorea; Rhabditida; Rhabditidae. The record is from the annotation of a GenBank genome assembly.
AUGACUAAGACACUGGUUUUCGAGAUGGCGAUGACUUGUGAGGGUUGCGCGAACGCUGCACGUCGGGUCCUUGGAAAACUAGGCGAAGAAAAAGUAAAAGUUCUUGACGUGGAUGUAGCGACGAAAAAGGUGACUGUCGCUUCCGAAAUUCCUGCAGCAGAAAUCCAAGCGGCUCUCGAAAAGACCGGAAAAGCUAUUAAAUUGAUCAGCGAACAA